This is a messenger RNA of Aureobasidium uvarum, 2046 nucleotides long. The record is from the annotation of a GenBank genome assembly. NCBI's taxonomy places the organism in Eukaryota, Fungi, Ascomycota, Dothideomycetes, Dothideales, Saccotheciaceae.
AUGGCUACCAUAAUAAACUGGAACAACUAUCCCUCGGACGGAGUGGCUAACACUCCCACUGGCGCACCACCACCACCUCCUCACCCUUCCUACCUCCAAAUCUUAUUGAAAGACGUCAACGCAAACAAAAAGUCGCGCGGUGUCGAGGCCCCUGGUCCUAACGUCAAGUCCGAGUCUACCGAGUCAACCAAAAAGACAGGCGGUACAAAGAAUUACGACGACUACGUACACGGACACCCCACAGGCGGUACAAAGGGCUUGUUUCGCUCCGCCUCUCAAUUCGCGAUCCACGUCGUCAGUCUGCUCAAGAACGACAUUCAGAACUGCCGCUGUUGGUCUUGCAGACCCAACGAAAAACCCAAGAACAAGAAGAAGUCCACGACUACUCAGCAAUCUGUCUCGCCUAGUGCAUCCGCCCCUGACAACAUGACUUUCUCUUCCCCCGCGAUGGAUGUCGACUACAUGCAGCCCCCUAUUAAUGCUGGCAUUGAUGAUGACGGAACUCCCAACGUCCUUGAAGGUCUUCUGCGCCAAGCUAAGCAGAACCAGGGACAGCCCAUCAGCGUGGCUAUAACAGAGCCUCUCUCGAUGGACUGGCUGGCUGAACAAGAACUCGCCAAUCUACCCUCCUACCUCGAGGCUCUUAAGACCUCCGCACGUUGGGCUCCUCGCCUCGGCGAGAUCGUCCUCAUUGCGCGCAAUCUCAAGGACGCCCAGCUGGUCAAGUUUGACGAUCAGGCUGGUAUCAACAAGAUCCACGAUCCUCAGCUAGGCUGGAUCGGCCUGCCUGUCUGGGAGGCCGCUGUCGUCACUCAGACCGGCAAGAAUCAUCUUACCGCCGGCCUUCUCGACCAGAAGCAACCUAUCACAGACGUGGAUUCUUUCCGCGUUGAACCCAUGCCUGAGAUUGGCAACUCGGACAAGCCCUGGUCGACUCGCUUCAAGACUGUCCAGAUGCUCAACGUCCGUCCCUUCCACUUCUGGCAGGAACUCAUGAACGGCGCUGACAUCGACAACCCUCGCGAGUGCCACCCCACUGUCCGCCAUGCUCUGGCCGCCAUGGCCUCCAUGUCUGUCGUUGGACGCUACCACUUCAGUUCUAACGGAAAGGAGGCUCGCGUCUACUGCAAGGGCGUGUACAUUGGCGCCGAGUUCGUCGUCCCAGGCGAUGUCGUUCGCUUUUCUUCAGCCAUCCACAACAACAGCGUCGGCAAAGAUGUCGUCCACAUCAAGCACAUUUACGUCAGCUACAACCUCGAGCGCGAGCCCACUCCCCCUGGAAGUGUCCACAUUGUGGGUGUUGCAUACACCACUGACAACCAGCACGCCUUUGGCCAGUACCAACGCNCCCUCCCUUUCGAAUCCUUGCCUUUUGCCGACAUGCGCGCCUACGGUCUCUGGUACAAGAUGGGAGAAGGCGACACCCUGGUCCGCAUGCCAUACACCAAGCUCUACACUCGCCUCUUGGAAAAGCAGUGGAUGUCGGCUGUCGUCGGUAAGCCCGCAACCACUAGAGCUGCCGCUGGAGGUGGUGCUCUGGGUAUCAACAAGGACCACAACCUCGACGUCACUUACGGUGUCGAUGGCGUCCGCAUCGCUCGUGACUACUCGACUAGACACGAUGCUCGCAUCGACAAGAACUCAGGACAGCUCUGGUAUCUGGGCGAGAACCGUGUUGAUCAGCUCGACCUCACUCUGAUCAACGGCCAGGAUGUCGGUCACAAGGCUCGCUAUGGCUUCGAGUCCACUCCCACCCCUCUCCAGGAGUCUCACCUCAAGGCCAUGUUCCGCGCUCGCAGCGCCCGCCAGAAGGCACCCAUUCUCAAGGUCGCCCACACCAACUCGGGCCCACCCGUCGACCAACACCACCAAGCCUCGGAUCUGACCGACAGCGGCAUGACCGAUUUCCAAAACGUAAGCACCGCGGAAAAGGUCGAAGAAGNNGAGCGUGCGAAAACUGAUUUUAUACAGCGUUACAUUGACAAAUUCGAGAGCGAAUUCACCCAGCGCACCACCGACGAAGACAUGGACGAGUUCCUCUCAUAG